CACCCCACACGUGCAUUUUACUUUUGGGCAAUCGGGAACGUGGUUAAAAAAGAACGUAGUUUCCAUCCAGUUUUCACGGCUCACCAUGGUGCGGCCUAACAACAACCAGCUGCCGGAGAACCUGCCGCAGCUGCAGAACCUGAUCAAGCGGGAUCCGGAGUCGUACAGCGAUGAGUUCCACAUCCAGUACCAGCACUUCCUCAGCCUGCUGGAGGUCUUUGCCCUUAAUCCCAGCGAGGAGAACAAAUCCCUGGAUGACAUCGUCAUGUUCGUGGCCCAGGUGGCCCAGUGCUAUCCGGCCGUCUGUGAGGAGUUCCCCAAGCGCCUGUCCGAUCUGCUAAAGAACUACGCCACCGUUUUGGAUCCUGCUAUGCGGAAUUGCUUUGUAAAGGCCCUGAUCCUGCUGAGAAACAAGAACCUUGUGCCCGCCUUGGACAUUCUGGAGCUGUUCUUCCAGCUGCUGCGGUGUCCGGACAAGAAUCUGCGCACCUUUCUGCAGACGCACAUUGUGACCGACAUCAAGAACAUGAAUGCCAAGCACAAGGAUAUGAAGCUCAAUUCGAGCCUGCAGGCCUUCAUGUACUCCAUGCUGAAAGAUGCCAAUCCCAAGGCGGCCAAGAUGUCGGCUGAUAUCAUGAUUGAACUGUACAAAAAGAACAUCUGGAACGAUCCCAAGACGGUGAACGUGAUAGCCACAGUUGGCUGCUUCUCCAAGGUGACCAAGGUGCUGGUCACCUCGCUCAAGUUCUUCCUCGGUCACGACGAAGAAGACGAGGAGGAGGACACUGACAGCGAGAACGAAGUGGAUCUGAAGGGAGCUCUGAUGGCCAAUCGUGUCAACAAGAAGACCAAGAAGCGGACAAAACAACUGGCGCAGAUCAAGAAGCAGGCAGUAAAGGCGCAGAAGAAGAAAAAGAAUGCGCCUGCCUUCAACUUUUCGGGCAUCCACCUGCUGCAUAAUCCGCAGGGCAUGGCCGAGGGUCUCUUCAAGCAACUGCAGUCCACCAACGAGCGUUUUGAGGUGAAACUGAUGCAUUUGGACGUUAUUUCCCGCCUGAUCGGCAUCCACGAGCUGUUUCUUUUCGGCUUCUAUCCGUAUAUAACUCGCUUUCUGCAGCCCCACCAACGUCAGGUGACCCGUGUGCUCCAGUUUGCCGCCCAGGCUUCACACGAACUGGUUCCCGGGGACAUCAUCGAGCCCAUCCUUAAGACGAUCGCCAACAACUUCAUUACCGAGCGCAACUCCAGUGAUGUAAUGGCCAUCGGUCUGAAUGCCACGCGUGAGAUUUGCAUGCGCUGUCCCCUGGCCAUGGGCGAGGAUCUGCUCCAGGACCUGGCCAUGUACAAAACCUACAAGGAGAAGUCUGUGAUGAUGGCAGCAAGGUCGCUAAUCACACUCUACCGAGAACAGCUGCCGGCCCUGUUGCACAAAAAGGAUCGAGGCAGGCAGACGGAGGCCCAGGCAGAACGAAAGGUUCGUGCCUACGGAGAGCGCGAAAUCCAUGACACUGUGCUAGGUGCGGAGGCUCUGCUCAAUAACUCCAAGACAAUUGACAUUGAGAGCGAUGAGGAUACGGACUCCAACGAUGGGGAGUGGGUUAAUGUGACGCACAGUGAUGGCGAGGCAGGUGGAGACGGUGAGGAGGAUGAAGAAGAUGACGACGACGACGAGGAGGAGGAAGACGAUGAUGAAGAGGAGGACGAGGACGAGGACAACAGUGACCAGGAAGAUGAGGAAGAGGACAAUACGGAUGAAGGCGUGGCGAGUGGCGAAGAGUCAGCGAAGUCGGCAAAGACCAAGAAGGAGAAGAAGGAUAUGAAAAUUCUGAACCAGAAGGAGGCUGCCCAGGAACUGGCUCUUACGCGCAUUUUCACAGACGAGGAUUUCAAGCGCAUCAACGCAGCCAACCUGAAGAAGACCGUGACCAGUGCCCGCAAGCGGCCGCUGGAACAGGAUCGUGCCGAGUUCGUCAAGCUGAACAGCAUCGAGAUGAUCUACAAGAAGCGCAAGCACGACAAGGAGUCGCGAUUGGCGACUGUGCAGGAGGGCCGGCAGGAUCGGGAGCGCUUUGGCUGGAAGGACGGGCGUGUGAACGAGCACUGCUCGAAGACGAACCGCGAGAAGCGCAAGACCAAGAACUUUGGCAUGCUGCGACACAAGGCACGCUCCAAGGUCAAGAAGAGCUUCAAGGACAAGCAGCAGGCACUCAGGAAACAUCUGCUCCACCAGAAGAAGAUGAAGUAGUUGCCCCUGGGGCUCAUAUCCUUGUAGUGUUUUAAAUAAAUACUAAUAUAAGAGCUAUGUAUAGCAAUUUUUUAA
Drosophila subpulchrella is the source of this 2320-nucleotide messenger RNA. RefSeq names its product protein SDA1 homolog (gene Mys45A). Bases 86 to 2245 code for a protein of 719 amino acids. Lineage: Eukaryota; Metazoa; Arthropoda; Insecta; Diptera; Drosophilidae. Gene Ontology annotation, cellular component: nucleolus. The transcript has 2 exons. Gene Ontology annotation, biological process: ribosomal large subunit biogenesis; ribosomal large subunit export from nucleus. The record is from RefSeq and is a predicted model, not a curated record.